Messenger RNA from Volvox carteri f. nagariensis, 567 nucleotides. RefSeq lists its product as uncharacterized. The transcript is spliced from 4 exons. The record is from RefSeq and is a predicted model, not a curated record. Bases 1 to 567 code for a protein of 188 amino acids. NCBI's taxonomy places the organism in Eukaryota, Viridiplantae, Chlorophyta, Chlorophyceae, Chlamydomonadales, Volvocaceae.
AUGGGGAACAAGCUGCCUACGCUUUCCAAGGCAAAGGCCAGAGCGGUGUCGAAAGGAAACGUCUCAGGUGCAUCCCUACUUGGGCAGCAGCCGGGCACGGGCAUCGAUGACAGCACUCUCGAAGCGGAGCUGAGGGCUGCGCAUGAAAAUGCUCUAAAGCUGACGGCGGGAGUCGAUUUGCUAGCCGAUGAGCUUCGUUUGGAGCAGCAGUUAGCUGCGCUAGACGGCGAGCCCCUGGACGACGAAAAUAACGGCGGGGUAGCAGGUCAAGACGACGAUUUAGACCUGGAUGCACUAGACCCCGAGGAGCUAGCGGAGCUGGAGGGCGAGCUGCAGGGCCCGACAGGCCUGAGCGCCCGACGGAGAGCAGGACUGAAACCUAGAAGGAAUACACCGCCGCUCAGUCCGUACAUUCAGUACAGCGGUCCGCCAGCCAGUGCAGCCCAGGCCAUGUCACCCAAUACACGCUCCCCCCUCCCCGGGGGUGCUGCUCCCGGAGCUCGUAGUGUCAGCGAUGCGGUGUACCGCUGGGGGGUGGUGGUGGUCCUACGAGUGCUGAGAGCUUAG